AUGCCCGACGACAGUGACCGCGAUCGCGACCCUGCGCGCCGCCGCCCGCACGGCGAAGAACGAAGAAGACGGAGAGAAUCGCACGGCGAGCAUGACAAGCCCGAGCGUCGGCGACGGAGAGACGAGUCCCGCGGCGAGAACACCGUCUAUGACCACGGCGAUCUACUACCCCAGCCGCCGCGUCGCCCACGGCACCAGAGCGAUACAGAGCAAGAGUCGCCCAGUCCGCGCAAAGCAAGACAAUCGCGCCGCAACUCGACAUCAGGAGGUGGCAGCGGAAGUCGGAGCCGAGGAUCAGGCGCGCCAUUGAGUCUCGAUGCGCUUGCGAAGCUAGAUAAAACCAAUGCCAAGAAAGCUGGUGGGUGGGGGUCCUACGACUACGAUGACGACUAUCUGAGAGAAGUCAGGAAAAAGGAGAAGAAUCUAGAAAAGGAGAGAGUCAAGGAAGAGAGGGCAGAGAAGAAGAAGGAGAAGCGGGAGGAAGAGAAUCAUCGGCGCGCAGGGGAGAGCGAUGCGGCGAUACAGGAUGAAAAGGCUAGGAGGCGGAGAGAGGAGAAGCGGAGAGCGGCUGAGAGCAAGAGGGCCCAUACGGAAGAUGAGCGAGAAGGGAAGUUGAAGGCGGCCAAGGCUAAGAAGAAUCACACCGAGGAUGAGCGAGAAGAGAAACGGAAAACGGCCGCGAUCAAAAGGGCCCACGCUGAAGAUGAGCGAGAAGUGAAACGGAAAGUAGCUGAGAUUAAAAAGACCCACACUGAAGAUGAGCGAGAGAAGAGGCGGAGUGCACAUACAGAUGAUGAGCGGGAAGAGCGCAGACGCAGACACGAGGCAAAAUAUACGCCCUCUGAGGCCGACGAAAGAAGGGAGAGGAAGCGCGAGGAGAAACAGCGCAGAAUGGAGCAGAAGAAGCGGCGCGUCAUCAGCGGACCGUUGGCAGAAGAGGGCGGCAUCGAUGACGAGGAGUAUCAGUACAUGAUGGAGAAGCGAGGCGGGGGUGGGCGCCCGCCUAAAGUAUAUACACAGGAAGAGAUGGCGAGAAAAAAGAAGCGGAAACGCUUCGUCAUUGGGAUCGUCUCUGCUCUAAUCAUUCUGGUCAUCAUCAUCGCCGUCGCAGUAAUAGUGUCAAAGAAGAGCAAAGACAGUAAACCGGAAACUACCGCCGCGGCGAGCGCAUCAGAACCAAAGAACAACAACCUAGACGGUAAAGACCGUAGCAGCGUGCCUAAAGAAGAUCAAGGCGGUAUCCUAGACCCCUGGGUCUGGUUUGACACGCAAGACUUCAACGUCACUUACACCAAAGAAACGGUUGGUGGCCUCCCCAUAAUCGGGCUAAACUCCACCUGGGACGACGACGUACAAGCGAACCCGUCCGUUCCCAAGCUUAGCGACACGUUUGAUUACGGCAAGAUGCCCAUCCGCGGUGUCAAUGUAGGCGGCUGGCUCAAUCUUGAGCCCUUCAUCACACCGUCCUAUUUCGAGAAGUGGGGAAGCAAAGACGGCGUGGUGGAUGAAUGGACUCUCCUCUCGAAACUCGGGCCUACAAAGGCGAAAGAUACGAUGGAGAGACACUACUCCGCUUUCGUGAAUAGGCAGACGUUCGUUGCUAUACGGGCUGCGGGCUUGGACCAUGUUCGAUUCCCGUUCGGAUACUGGAUUGUACAGACCUACGACGGCGACCCCUACAUCCCGCAAAUCGCAUGGCGCUACCUCCUCCGGGGCAUCGAAUACUGCCGACAGAACGGACUGCGUGUGAACCUCGACUUACACGGCGCGCCAGGGAGCCAGAAUGGCUGGAAUCACUCUGGUCGUCAGGGCGUGAUAGGCUGGCUGAACGGCACAGACGGCGACUUGAAUGCACAGCGCACAUUAGACAUCCACCACAAACUGUCCGUCUUCUUCGCACAGGAUCGCUACCAGAAUCUAGUCACCAUGUACGGGCUGGUGAACGAGCCGCGAAACGUGGAGCUAGACACGCACAAAGUGGUUGCAUGGAGCCAAAAAGCCAUCACGCAGAUCCGCGCCGACGGCAUCAAGGGCAUCAUCGUCUUCGGCGACGGCUUCAUGGGCCUCGACAACUGGCAAGGCAAGCUGCAAGGCAACGACAAGCUCCUGCUCGACGUGCACCAAUACGUCAUCUUCAACGUCGACCAACUCUCCCUCAAGCACAGGGACAAACUCAAUUUCGCGUGUGAAGCCUGGACACAGCAGUCGCGCCGCAGCAUGGACAAGAAAACCGGUUUCGGCCCAACCAUGUGCGGCGAAUGGAGCCAGGCAGACACAGACUGCGCGCAGUACAUCAACAACGUCGCCCGCGGCACUCGCUGGGAAGGCACAUUCGACACGGGCAAUCCCUCCUCCUCGGUCCUCAAGCCCCAGUGCCCGGUCCAGGGCAAAUGCUCCUGCGACCCGGCGAAUGCAGAUCCCAGCAGCUACAGCACCGAGUACAAGAAGUGGCUGUACCAGUUUGCUAUUGCGCAGAUGGAUAGCUUUGAAGCCGGCUGGGGCUGGUUCUACUGGACGUGGGAGACGGAAAAGGCGACGCAGUGGAGUUAUAGACGCGGACUCGCUGCUGGCAUAUUGCCUAAGAAGGCGUAUGAUCGCGAUUGGAAGUGUCCUGGGAAGCCGGAUGCCUUGGACGAUUUCGGUGCGUUGCCCGAGUUUUAUCGCAUGUAG
Cucurbitaria berberidis CBS 394.84 is the source of this 2670-nucleotide messenger RNA. RefSeq names its product glycoside hydrolase family 5 protein. Lineage: Eukaryota; Fungi; Ascomycota; Dothideomycetes; Pleosporales; Cucurbitariaceae. Gene Ontology annotation, molecular function: beta-glucosidase activity. The coding region runs from base 1 to 2670 and encodes 889 amino acids. The transcript has 2 exons. The record is from RefSeq and is a predicted model, not a curated record. Gene Ontology annotation, biological process: glucan catabolic process. Gene Ontology annotation, cellular component: cell surface; extracellular region.